Tilletiaria anomala UBC 951 is the source of this 4176-nucleotide messenger RNA. RefSeq lists its product as uncharacterized. Gene Ontology annotation, cellular component: cytosol. The coding region runs from base 194 to 3901 and encodes 1235 amino acids. Gene Ontology annotation, biological process: cytoskeleton organization. NCBI's taxonomy places the organism in Eukaryota, Fungi, Basidiomycota, Exobasidiomycetes, Georgefischeriales, Tilletiariaceae. The record is from RefSeq and is a predicted model, not a curated record. The transcript is spliced from 8 exons.
GUGACUUGUUGGUAAUUCAGACGCUUGCGGUAGGGGAGAGAUUACAAAAGGACGGAUUGCUGGCGAAUAAGCAAAGGUGCAGGACUAGGCGCAACAGCUGACAGCACGUCGCCUUGUCAAUCAUCGACAUGAUCGAUGCGUCCAAGUGAGCGCCUUAUAAUCAUCUCGACGUCAGGGAAGGGCCCCCGCAAAUAUGGCGAACUCUAUGCAUGUGGUCAGCAUGGAGCAGGCCCAAGGCCCGGGCAUGGGCAUGGGUAUGGGUAUGGGCAUGGGUAUGGGCAUGGGCAUGGGCAUGCGCGGGGAUAAUGUGGCAGUGGCCCAGCUGAGGAAUAUCCUGCACCCAUCAGUGCCCAAGACAAAGCAGUACAAUUUUCCGGCAAACGCAGACACAGAUACGCUGCGAAACGAGAUCGACGAGUUUUUCUCGUACGUCGAAGCUCCGCAAGUUGGCGAGAACCGCGCUGCCUGGGAAGAAUGGUGCGACCUGCAGAGUGCAAAGAAGCCCCCUGCAGAUACGCCAGCAGCUGCAGAGGAGGAUGCUCGGAGAGCACACGAAGAGUCGGCGCUUGAGUUGGACAUGCUGGGUUUGAAGCUUGACCCGGACGCGUCUACAUCAGCGGGCAAAAGCAGAAGCUCGUAUGCAUGGACAUCGCUCCCUUCAUCGGUACGCCGUCAAUCCGUCGACGCCCUUUUGACGACGCUCGAAGUCAAGGACCCGACAGUCCGUGUGAGGGCGUCGCGCGCCUUGACCUACCUCCUGCAAGGCAGCUUCGCCGAUACAACUGGACCUGAGCACCAGCUGCAUUGGAUCCAGGAGAACGCGCGUAUGGUCCGUAUGGCUGGCGGUCUCGCCGAGAUAUUUGGUGCAUGCAAGAUCGCUUGCUGGAAGCAUGACUAUCUCAGCUCUCUGCCUGAUCAUCUAGUGUCGACGGAUCCAGACGAGGCGGCAAAAGGGGACGCAGCGACACCUCUGCUCACGCCUCAGUCCAAAGCAGAGUACUUGGAGGAGAUCAACCUCGAACUCACUCUCUAUUUUGCCCAACUGUACAUCCUCGUUGAGACGGGGCGAGAAGAGGAGGAGUGGUCUGACGAGCUGAUGAGCCUGGAUCCGCCACUCCCGAUAUACCUGUUCAAUCUGGUAGCUGUCUUGCGCGAGAAGCCAGCCAAAGGGUAUCCAGUCAAAAAGCUCCUCCUGCUCCUUUGGAAAUCUCUGCUUGCCUGCUUCGGAGGCCUGGAAGACGUAGAACGCUGCAAAAAGAUCGCGCGUGAGCUCGAGGGUCUGGGCCCUAUGGCGGACUCAAAGCGGACGGUCACCAAGGCAACACCUUUGGACUUUCAAAGCUUCCAACAGGACAUGACGACCAAGUUCCCGACAUAUGUCCCACCAAACAGGGCGAUGGGAAGCCUGCCAGUCGACAAGCUCGCUUCGGCCAUCCUGCCGAUACCGCCUCGCCGCGGUUUCAGUACUGGCCAAGGUGAUGGGGACAUCAGGGAUCUCGGUGGCGGCUUUGAAGCAACGCCGGCUCCGUCUCCUCACAAUGCUACGCCCGCCCCAACGCCCCCGGCGUCGCCAAAGCCAAAUAAGCAAAAGUACCAGACCGAUCAGACUAAACCGUUCAUCCUUCCGUACAGUGUGACUGUGCAGGGUGGGCGAAUGGUCCCAUUCAGUGUCGAAGAGGCUGCGCGGCUCUACAAUAACCACAUGCACAUCAGCUUGGAGCUGUGGCAGAUGUGGUUGCUACGGGAAGAGUGCAUCCAGGAUGAGAGAGGGGUCGCCGAAGGAGGAGCAACCUUCAAGGCGUUUGAUCUCCCCGGUGGACCCACUUCCAGCCUCUUUAGGACUUUGCGGCAACGUAACGAGCCUUUGGCAAACAGCUUGCAGCUCAAUGGCGCAGCCGAAUUCGAACCAUAUGGCAGCGUUCCAAACGACGGCAGCUCGGACGGUUCUGAUUCCUUCAUCGAUGUCUCGAUGGGUAGCAAAUCAUUGAAGGGCAGAGGCGAGCCAACGCUUGCUUUGCUGCAAGUUAUCGAAAGCGAACUUGAUGUUGAGAUCAAGAAGAUCGAGUCCGACCACAGUCUCGCGGUUCUUGACAGCACGCGAUACGUCACUACCAUCGCUAAACUAUGUCAGGUUCGAGCCGACGUACGCCGGUUGCAGCGGGUCGAACAGCUUUACUGGGCGGUGCUUCCAAACCUGCAAAGCUCGGUCAUUGUCUUGCUCAAGCUCCUGCUUGCCACAGUGACCGCGCAGACAAGCACAAACAGCCCGCACGCACGCGCCGUGGCGGAAGGCGUCUCGCCCGAUGAAGCGCCACCGCCUACGCUUGAGGACAUCGACGUCGCACGCCAUCGCGAGAUUACGUCCAAGGCUGUCAGUGCAAUCCUUGUGCUCUGCCUAAAAUGGUUCAAAGCAAGUCACGCCAUGAAGUUCCAUUACCUCUCUCAACUCCUGGUCGAUUCCAAUUGUUUGCUGCUCAUCCUCAAGAUGUUCGGACUGCAGGAAGUCGCAAAUUCGGUCAAAUCUAUCAAUGAGGCGGAGCAGUUCAAUUUCUUCAAAUACUGCGAGACUUUCUGUGGAAGGAAUCCACGGCUUCCCCAACCUGAAGACUCGGUCAUCCUCCGCUCGAAUCGUGGCGGUGCAUCGGCCAUCGCAGGCAGCCCCAACGAGCAGCUUAACAUGACCAAUAGCGGAGACGAGAUCGAAUACAUCUCGGACUAUUCGUGGCGCAACUUUUUCUCGAGCAUCAAUUUCACGCGCAUCUUACAGAAGCUCACGAAGCGACGCGUACACCGCAUACUCUUGCUCGUACAGUAUAAGAGCUCGGCCAUCCUCAAGCGCACGCUGAAAGUAAAUCAUCCCCAGCUUCAGCUGUAUGCUCUCAAGGUUAUCAAAAGUCAGGUACCUUUCUGCGGGCGCAAAUGGAGGCAGUCCAAUAUGAAAGUGAUCACAGCCAUCUAUCUCAAUUGUCGGCCCGAUCUGCGCGACGAGUGGCUUGCGGGAGCGGACGUCGAUGCCGAUGUAGACGUGUCAUUGCCGCAAGAGCAGGCCUUGCGCUCACUACUCAAGUUCUAUAAUGCAUCCAGAUCUGGCAGUGGCACAGGCGGCAAAUCCGGACAGGGUCAAGGAGCAAUUGCGGCGCAGAACGCGGAUGGAGGUCGAGGGGCACCCACAGGCGAAACGCAUGAUAGCGAAGCAGCACAGCCCAUGUCGCCUGGGAGGUCUCCUAACGUCAGUUUCUUCGACAGUGACGUUCUGCCGCCCGUGCGACGCAAUGCGGAGAGCACUGCAGGUACACUCCGCUACAUCCCAGACGACGUCGUCGAGGGGUACUUGGACUCGUAUGAGGACGUGCUGGGCGAGGUCUUCGGAGAAGGUGAACCAACGGAUGGAUGGAGCAGCGGCAAGUGGGGCUUGACGAAACACGGCUCCGAGACCGCCUGGGCUCGCCUGGGUGAAAUUCUCGGCGACUCAGACUCGAUCAGCGAUAGCGAGUCGAUCGCAUCGAUCGGUGACCUUGGUCUGCAUGACGGUGCUGGUAGCGCGGGCGGCGAAGCGGGCGAAGGGGAACCGAGGCUGCGCGAUGAGAACAUGAACGAGUGGGAGCAUCUCAGUCCGAAGGAGAUGAAAUUCCUCGCCAACAGCGCUCCUCCCCAACCUGGCUCUCCGCUCGCAGAGCGAGGCAUGCGCCGCCGGCAGUCUAGCAAUGGCUGUUCUGGCACCGGCAGCAGGUCCAAUUCGCUUUCGUCGCCGUUGCGUCCUGUUCUGCCUUUUGGCCUGGACGACCUGUCGACCGACGAUGCACUGGCGGUGGAAGAUGAGCCGGAACCGUUUGCGCCGCAGCCAUUGCCCCAGCCGAAAGAAGGCGGCAUUGACGAGGUUGAACACAUCUUUGGCACGUAAACUGGAAUUUUCGCAGCGCGAUACGCUGUUACGCCAGCGCAGCUGUAUGCUAAGGGUACAAGUGUAUGCGACACUUAUUGCAAGGGGUCUUGUCAGCAGCAGGAAAAGAAAGGGCGGGGGCCGCGUCUAUGAUACAUGGAGGGUCGCCCACAGCAAUGAAAGCGGCGGAUCGCUUGCUUCCCAUCACUGAGCUCCCACAGGAAGAAAAUUGGCGGAACGGCUGUGCUUGAAACCUUGAUUGUCAUCGCUGACUGAGCGGAGAGCGAGCGCAAAGC